Pyrus x bretschneideri (Chinese white pear) is the source of this 548-nucleotide messenger RNA. RefSeq names its product DNA-directed RNA polymerase II subunit 4-like. The record is from RefSeq and is a predicted model, not a curated record. Lineage: Eukaryota; Viridiplantae; Streptophyta; Magnoliopsida; Rosales; Rosaceae. The transcript is spliced from 6 exons. Gene Ontology annotation, molecular function: translation initiation factor binding; nucleotide binding. Gene Ontology annotation, biological process: positive regulation of translational initiation; transcription initiation at RNA polymerase II promoter; mRNA export from nucleus in response to heat stress. Bases 53 to 469 code for a protein of 138 amino acids. Gene Ontology annotation, cellular component: P-body; RNA polymerase II, core complex.
UACGUUCAAGAAAGCAUAUCUAGUUGGGGUCACAUUGAUAGCUCUCUCAAAAAUGCUAAGAGCAGAAGAUGAAGACGCUUCAGAACUCAAACUUGGAGACGAUUUUUUGAAGGCAAAGUGUCUAAUGAAUAGUGAGGUUGCCAUUCUUCUUGAGCACAGAUGUGAUCAGAUGAAGCAUAUGUCCGGCGAAUCAAUGCACCAACUUCCCCAAGUGUUGGAGAAAUCACUGCAGUAUGUUAAGCGCUUUAGUCGCUUCACGAAUCAGGGCUCUGUGAAGCAAGUUCGAGAAGUUCUCAGUAGAUACCAGUUGGCUGAAUUCGAGCUUGCUGUGAUUGGAAAUCUUUGUCCUGAAACUGUGGAGGAAGCCAAGGCAGUUGUGCCUUCUCUCAAGACGAAAGGACGUGGGCACGACGAUGAAGCCAUUGACAGACUGUUGAAUGACCUAAUGAUGAUUAAAAAGUUUGAGUGAAUAUUAUGUUUCACUGUUUUGGUGAUUUGAUUUUCUCAUCUCUUGGUGAAUACUAUGCUUAUUUCUACUUCAAGUUCAA